CCGGGGGUGGGGCGGUGGACGCUCCCCCUUCCCCUAGCUCCAACCGGCGCAGGCAGCAGCAGUGGUGGCAGCAGGCGCGGAUCUGCGGCCCCGAGAGGCCAUGAAGGUGAAGAAGGGCGGCGGCGGCGGGACUGGGCCGGGGGCGGAGCCCGUUCCAGGGGCCUCUCACCGGAGCGUGGAAUCCACUCGGGAGCCCGGGGCGGAAUCCGAGUCUGGGUCCGAGUCAGAGCCGGAGCCAGGCCCGGGGCCCAGAGUGGGACCGCUGCAGGGCAAGCAGCCCAUCGGGCCGGACGACGUGCUGGGGCUGCAGCGGAUCACGGGCGAUUACCUGUGCUCCCCUGAGGAAAAUAUCUACAAGAUUGAUUUCGUCAGGUUCAAGAUCCGGGACAUGGACUCAGGAACUGUCCUCUUUGAAAUCAAGAAGCCCCCUAUUUCCGAACGGUUGCCCAUCAACCGGCGGGACCUGGACCCCAAUGCAGGGCGCUUUGUUCGCUACCAGUUCACACCCGCCUUCCUCCGCCUAAGGCAGGUGGGAGCCACGGUUGAGUUCACGGUGGGAGAUAAGCCGGUGAACAACUUCCGCAUGAUCGAGAGGCACUACUUCCGGAACCAGCUCCUCAAAAGCUUUGACUUCCACUUUGGCUUCUGCAUCCCCAGCAGCAAGAACACCUGUGAGCACAUCUACGACUUCCCGCCUCUCUCUGAGGAACUAAUCAGCGAGAUGAUUCGUCACCCAUAUGAGACGCAGUCUGACAGCUUUUACUUUGUGGAUGACCGGCUGGUGAUGCACAAUAAGGCAGACUAUUCCUACAGCGGGACGCCCUGACCGCCCCCUCCACUGCCCCUGCCUAUGAGGCUCUGGUCUGGACCCUGUGCUGUGACCUCUCCAACAUCAUCUCCGCUCUGGGAUGGCUCCAGUGGCUCUGGACCCUGAGUCAGUGUUGUGAGGAAGGGUGAUCAUCACCCCUAGGCAAGCCUCUGAAGCUCCUGGGGCCUGAAACACAGGAGGGGCCGUUGGGGAGGCUAUCUGCCCCCAUGUUCAGGAAGGCCUCCUGCAGGAAGAGGACUUCUGGACACCUUACUAGGUCCACUGGGCCCGAGUUUCAGAAUAGUGUUCCCCUCUUGAGGCUGUGACUAGAUCAGGUUAGGGAUCCGUUCCCUAUUUCUAGUUGUCAGUUCAUAGACAAAGAUCCACAGUGGGUACCCUGGUCUUAGCCCUGGCCUCAGCCCUGGCCUCCUCCAACAGGGGCCAAGACACUGCCCGAGGCGCGAGAAGGAUAUGUCCAGAUUGCAACCUGUAGGACCUGGACAAACUGUAUAUAGUUUUUAAUAAACCUCCUUUUCUGUUC
This is a messenger RNA of Psammomys obesus (fat sand rat), 1349 nucleotides long. It is a transcript of the gene Unc119, whose product is annotated as unc-119 lipid binding chaperone. Gene Ontology annotation, molecular function: lipid binding. Gene Ontology annotation, cellular component: intercellular bridge; centrosome; spindle midzone. Gene Ontology annotation, biological process: lipoprotein transport; visual perception; mitotic cytokinesis. The record is from RefSeq and is a predicted model, not a curated record. The transcript has 5 exons. NCBI's taxonomy places the organism in Eukaryota, Metazoa, Chordata, Mammalia, Rodentia, Muridae. Bases 101 to 826 code for a protein of 241 amino acids.